Messenger RNA from Schistocerca nitens (vagrant locust), 1741 nucleotides. Its product is annotated as acylcarnitine hydrolase-like. The transcript has 11 exons. Bases 36 to 1652 code for a protein of 538 amino acids. The record is from RefSeq and is a predicted model, not a curated record. Lineage: Eukaryota; Metazoa; Arthropoda; Insecta; Orthoptera; Acrididae.
CACGGGCCAUCUUCUGUUCUCGUCACGGCACAGAUAUGACGUCACUUGUUUCCUCAGUAUUUCUGAUAGUCGUCGCCCUGGCUGGCUACACGGUGGGGCAAUACGCAACUGUGCAGACAACGUAUGGAGCUCUGCGGGGCGUGGGUAACACCACACUCAACGGAACCUCUUACUACCAGUUCUCUGGCAUCCCAUUUGCAUCCCCUCCUCUCGGUGAACUUCGCUUCAAGCCGCCGCAGCCGCCAGCUGCCUGGGAAGGAGUGAGGGACGCUGUGGAGGAGGUUGGCGCCACCUGUUACCAGGAUCGAGAUGGCUACCUGUUCGGAGCGGAAGACUGCCUCUACCUAAACGUCUACACACCUCAGGUGUCGGAGGACGCGCUGCUACCGGUCAUGGUCUGGAUCUUUGGUGGUCACUUCACCGGUGGCAGCAACUCUAAGGAAGACUGGGGGCCCGACUUCUUGCUCGACCAGGGAGUCGUUGUCGUCCUCCUCAACUACCGACUAGGGGUCCUGGGACUGCUCAGUUUGAGUGACCCGAUCGCCAUGGGCAACAACGUUUUCAAGGACCAGGUGGCUGGUCUCCAGUGGGUGCAAAGCAACAUCCGCGCAUUUGGUGGCGACCCGGAGAAGGUGACGCUCUUCGGACAGAGUUCCGGCGGCAUCAGCGUCGAGAUGCACAUGUACUCACCGCUCUCCAGAGGGUUGUUUCGGGCAGCCAUUUCACAGAGUGGAUCGGCCCUCGGCGGAGACCACAUUGCGGACACGAACCGCGAGAUCGCCUUCUGUAUCGGCGCAGAGCUGGGCCUGCAGACAGAGGAUCCCCAGGAGCUGCUUACCUUCCUGCAGUCGGCGGAGAUUUCCUCGCUGUUCACCACGAGUUGUGGAGUGGGCUUCAUGAUCGCCAUAGAGCCUGAAGCGGAGGGGGCAUUCAUGACGGCGGACCACAGCAGGCUCGGAGCGUGGGCUGUUGCAGGCAACUAUACUCCUAUGCCGCUCCUUACCGGCGUUACCACCGGCGAGUACAACUUGCAGCUGCAGAAUGAUGCGGGAGGCGAGCCCACCAUCGCCGAAUCUGUACUGGAGCAGCUGAACUCGGACUUCGAGGCGGCCAUCGACUUCGUGCUGCGCCUGGGCGACAUAGAGUCGAAGCGGCAGGCAGCGGCCGCCCUCAGGCAGUACUACUUCGGCAACGUCACCAACAUCACGGCUGACAACACCGUCCAGUACGCAGCUAUGAUGACGGACCUGAACAACGGAGAGCCGGCAGACACGACUGUGCGACUGCUGAGUACCACCAUGACACAGCCCAUCUUCUACUACCAGUACGACUACACGGGGAAAAGUCCGGUCGACUUGCCUGGUGCCACGCACACUGCAGACCUGGACUCCAUCUGGCGGGCACCCGACCAAAACCUGGACCCUGACUCUGACGAGCAGAAGGUGCGCACCACAGUCCUUAAGCUCUGGACAAACUUCGCCAAGUACCUGAAUCCCACCCCCGAGGACGAUCCUGUGAUUGAGGGCGGCUGGCCUACCUACAACUUGGAAACGAAGUACUUCCUCAACAUUGACGUCAACUCUACCGUCCAGCAAAACAGGAACGCUGAGCGAAUGGACUUCGUGCACUCAGUGAUUCCUCCGUACUACUGAAACUUGCUGUGAUUAAAAAACUGUAGACUACAUGUCGUAUUAUUUAAAUACGAAUGUUAAUUAAAGACUGGAUAUAUUGUACUGUAAGA